Molecule: messenger RNA, 2036 nt
Organism: Prorocentrum cordatum
Lineage: Eukaryota; Dinophyceae; Prorocentrales; Prorocentraceae
Source: the annotation of a GenBank genome assembly
AAGCUGCAUCGUGCAGUCCGGCAGCCUGCCCCUGGCCCGCCGCGCGGGGGGCGCGUGGCGAUCGGGCCACUUCGGCGACUUCGGCUGCCUGCACUUGUUUGCGGCAUUUGUUUGCUUCCCGAGGCAAGCAGGCCGCCUGCACUUGUUUGCGGCGUCAGGGAGUCACACGUUUGUCGCCUAGAGUGAUAUUGCACUGCCUUUCAUUUGACACGUUUGAUCGCCUUGAGUGGUCUUCAAUUGAUUUGUUUUGCUGGGUGCUUCCGAGGCAGUCUCUGCAAUCUUUCGCUAUGCCACACGUACGGAGUGCAAGUGCUCGCAUUAUGCGUCGGGCGCUGGCUGUUCAAAACGGAUACUGUGUGCAUUCACCUGUUCGUUUGCCUCUGGAAGGUUUGGUGCCACCUACGUGUCUCCCACCACCAGGGCUGGAACGGACGACUGCCGAUUUGGUUCUAGAUUAUCUCUUGUUGCGCGAUCCACCUGUUGUUAGAUACAGUUUGGAGGAGGAGGAGGCUGCCAUUACGACCGUUUCGGGAAUCUUUCUUGCCGUAUGCUUCAAGCCAAAUAUCCAUGUGCCCCUUCGGCAAAUGCUGGAGUGCUGGCUGCUGAUUCCGUGUUUGAUGUUGGAUUGCAGACUCGGUAUAAUCAUUUGGAGGUGGAGCAAGCUGCCGUUGCGACACUCUCGGACAAUUUUUCUUGCAGUUUGAUGCGGGAGGAGGUUGGUCAGGGAUUCGGAGGCGAUCAGUUCUCUCAGAUGAUGGUGGUUUGCCCACGGGUCUCUUCGGUAGAUAUUGGAGUGCAGGCUUCUUCUAGUAUGGAUGUUGCGGACUCUCAUUGUGAAGUCGGCUGUCAGACAGAGAGUGUCGUUGGGAUGGAGGGAGGAGCUUCCGGAGUUCUUCUUGGGAAAGUGACCGUGGCGGCGGAGGAGGAGCUGGAGGCGCCCUCGAGUGCGGAGUCUUCUCCGAACGUGCAGUCUGAUUCCGAUGGCCGCGCCUUGUCAGGUGCGUCCCAGGGGUGUCUGAAUCGUCCCGUCACGCUCAAUGAGGUAUCGAAUCCUGUACGAGGUCACCGCAAAAGCAGAGGCAAAGGCCAACGAUAUCAUAGCAGCGCCAAGCCGGCCAAGAGCUCUAAAGGCGCCAACAUACGAGGAACUGUUCUUGGGAAAGUGACUGAGGAGGCGGAGGAGGAGUCGGAGGCAGUAUCCGAUGUCACGCUCGUCGUGGCAUCGAACCCUGGCUGCAAGAACGAGGAGGAGGAGAAUGUUCAUAUUGAAGCUGUUGCUCAGAUGGAGCAGGAGGAGGUGGCUCAGGAGGAUUUUCGCCUGUACCUGGAGAAGGCGCUAAAUCUUCGUAUCAGAAAAUACAGAUUUGUACGGACGACUGCUACGGACGACGUCGUGUCAACGGUGCACGUGCCAGAUUUCCUUUCUGAAUUUCGAGCCUGCGAUGAGGACGAACGGGACUGUUGGAUUUGGGAUGCGUUCCAAACCUUCAGGGAUCACGAUUCAAUCGAAGCCGUCUUACAUGACCUUCAGCAGGUUAUGGACAGUGCUGCCCAGCCGUCUGCUCUUGUGAAAGAGGCGAAACACCUCUAUGACAACUUUAUGGAAUUAUGUGAAUUGCAGAGCAGCGGAGAGCUUGAUGAAAUUAUUUGAAUUGACUACGCAUGCUUCUGUUGUGUUUGUCCCUUCCUCUCCCCCGCUGUUUCUGCCCCUGGGCUCGCUUUGGCUCCUUGGGCUUCCCUGCUCCCCGCUUGCUCUCCCUUUGGCUCCCCGCUGGCUGGACUCAUGAGAUGCUGCCCAGCCGUCUGCUCUUGUGAAAGAGGCGAAACACCUUUAUGACAACUUUAUGGAAUUAUGUGAAUUGCAGACCAGCGGAGAGCUUGAUGGAAUUAUUUGAAUUGACUACGCAUGCUUCUGUUGUGUUUGUCCCUUCCUCUCCCCCGCUGUUUCUGCCCCUGGGCUCGCUUUGGCUCCUUGGGCUUCCCUGCUCCCCGCUUGCUCUCCCUUUGGCUCCCCGCUGGCUGGACUCAUGAGAGCU